AGGCAGAAUUUCAGCAACAACAUGAGGGUCCACGUACUGGCUAGUCUCUUACUCGUCUUGGCAAGCAAUGCCUUUGCCAUGCCACCUGCUUCUAAGUUCCAGAGAUUCCACUCUAUGGUAACAGAAGACGACAGAAAACUAUUCAACUCAACAGAAGGAUUAUGGUUUUUAGACGAUGAAGGACGACUUGUUCAAGCUACCCUUGAUAUGCCAGCUACGCGCGAUUCCUUGUUUGUAUCUAUGAAUACGAACGUUAAGUUCGAGUUGUUUACGAAAGAUUUGCAUGCACCUAUUUACAUAGAUGAUGUCAAGACAUUGGAGCGACUCAACUUCGAUCCUACACGUGAAACUAAAUUUAUCACUCACGGUUGGAUAAAUUCUGGAAAUAGCAAAGCUUGUACAUUAAUUAGAGAUGCGUACUUGAAACAAGAUGACUACAACGUUAUUGUUGUCGACUGGAGUAAGAUUACCAUCAGACCUUACGGUUGGGCUGCUACUCACGUUCUAGAUGUUGGAAAACACGUGGCUAAGAUGAUCGACUUCCUAGCAGACCAAGGUGUAAAUCUAAAAACAGUCACUCUGACUGGACACUCACUUGGAGCUCACGUGAUGGGUUUAGCUGGAUACUACGCCAAAAGCAAAGUUAACUACGUUGUCGGUUUGGACCCUGCUCUUCCUCUAUUCAGUUUAGCCGGACCAGGCACUCGAAUUUCGAUGGAAGAUGCUACGCACGUGGAGAUCAUUCACACCAACGCCGGCCUUCUUGGUUAUCUGUCAGCCAUUGGUAAGGCUGACUUCUAUCCCAACGGAGGCAAGAGGCAAAUAGGCUGCUUGAUCGAUCUUGGAGGUGCCUGUUCCCACGCUCGAUCCUACGAGUACUUCGCCGAGUCCAUCACCACGGACUCUGGAUUCUACGGCAUGAAGUGCAAGAAUUACUCGAGCUACCUCAAGGGCAAGUGCGAGGACGUAGUUGGCUUGAUGGGAGGAGCUAAGCCUUACCUGCCGUACACCGGCACCUACUACCUCGACACCCAAAGGAAGAAUCCCUACGCUAAGGGCAAAACCAAUCCUUAAUGUGCACAGGAAAUCGGUCGCGAUAGUUAAUUUACAAGCAACUGUCACAUAAAGUAAUACCAAGUAGCUUACCUUGUAAGUAGUCUGUUAUAAUUAGCUAGCCAAUAUUCGGCGGGACAGGAAUGUGGAGUCUAGUCAUAGUAUUCACAGAAUUCGAAACUCGGAAAAUUGUACAUCACUGAAUUUUCCAAACACUACCAUAUCGACAAAUAUUGUGAUACAAACAUUUUAUAAUACUCAUAGAUAUGAGGUAUUAUAAAAAUAAAAAUCGACUUGUAGCAUAAUGAACUGUAUAUUUGUUAUUUUUCUAUUUUUAGCAAUAAAAUUUUAUUGAAUUUA
Molecule: messenger RNA, 1413 nt
Organism: Nasonia vitripennis (jewel wasp)
Lineage: Eukaryota; Metazoa; Arthropoda; Insecta; Hymenoptera; Pteromalidae
Product: lipase-like protein
Exons: 4
Coding region: 22-1074 (350 amino acids)
Biological process (GO): lipid metabolic process
Molecular function (GO): lipase activity
Source: RefSeq, marked validated